Oncorhynchus nerka (sockeye salmon) is the source of this 7064-nucleotide messenger RNA. Its product is annotated as mucin-3B-like. The record is from RefSeq and is a predicted model, not a curated record. The transcript is spliced from 3 exons. The coding region runs from base 1938 to 3365 and encodes 475 amino acids. Lineage: Eukaryota; Metazoa; Chordata; Actinopteri; Salmoniformes; Salmonidae.
GUACUCGCCAGCUUCAGCGAAUGUCACCGACUUCAGAGACAAGACACCAGUCUGGGACAGCACCGUGGAGCCCUGUUGAACACACACAGCUGGGUUUUGUUUUACAUGGUGGCGCAGCAGGAAGAUCGGAAUGAACUGAACCAAGAGGUUGUGAGGUCAAAUCCCAGGCAGAGGCUUGGAGUCCUGGAACCAGAUGAUCCUGGGCUGGGGGUGACCGUUAUGGCUCACACACUGGCCCACCUGAUACACACACACAGAGAGAGAAGGGGAAAGAUACUCAGCAACUGGAUGACAAUGGAAGAACAUUGGAGGACAAUGGAAGAACAUUGGAGGACAAUGGAAGAACAUUUGAGGACAAUGGAAUAACAUUAGAGGACAAUGGAAUAACAUUGGAGGACAAUGGAAGAACAUUGGAAGACAAUGGAAGACCAUUAGAGGACAAUGGAAGAACAUUGGAGGACAAUGGAAGAACAUUAGAGGACAAUGGAAGAACAUUGGAGGACAAUGGAAGAACAUUAGAGGACAAUGGAGAACAUUGGAGGACAAUGGAGAACAUUGGAAGACAAUGGAAGAACAUUGGAAGACAAUGGAGAACAUUGGAGGACAAUGGAAGAACAUUGGAGGACAAUGGAGAACAUUGGAGGACAAUGGAAGAACAUUGGAAGACAAUGGAAGACCAUUAGAGGACAAUGGAAGUACAUUGGAAGACAAUGGAGAACAUUGGAAGACAAUGGAAGAACAUUGGAAGACAAUGGAAGAACAUUGGAGGACAAUGGAAGAACAUUGAUUGGAAGACAAUGGAAGAACAUUGAAAGACAAUGGAAGAACAUUGAUUGGAAGACAAUGGAAGAACAUUAGAGGACAAUGGAGAACAUUGGAGGACAAUAGAAGAACAUUGGAAGACAAUGGAAGACCAUUAGAGGACAAUGGAAGAACAUUGGAAGACAAUGGAGAACAUUGGAGGACAAUAGAAGAACAUUGGAAGACAAUGGAGAACAUUGGAGGACAAUGGAAGAACAUUAAAGGACAAUGGAAGAACAUUGGAAGACAAUGGAAGAACAUUGGAAGACAAUGGAGAACAUUGGAGGACAAUAGAAGAACAUUGGAAGACAAUGGAAGACCAUUAGAGGACAAUGGAAGAACAUUGGAAGACAAUGGAGAACAUUGGAGGACAAUGGAAGCACAUUAAAGGACAAUGGAAGAACAUUGGAGGACAAUGGAAGAACAUUGGAGGACAAUGGAAGAACAUUGGAAGACAAUGGAAGAACAUUAGAGGACAAUGGAAGACCAUUAGAGGACAAUGGAAUAACAUUAAAGGACAAUGGAAGUUUACAGGACAAAUAGUUGAAACCAACCUGUGUGGAGGAGUCACCAACAGAUAUGGCCUGGUUGGAUCCAGUGACCUCUGGCAUCUCUGGAGCGACUGAGGAAGAGAGAGUUAUAAUCUCAGAUCAGAGCUUUACAAAAUGCAAGUCCACUAUUCACACAUUUUCUGAUAUAUAUAUAGUUCCAGUGCACCUGAACCAAUCACAGGACGGAAACACUCAGAGCCUUGACACAGACAAGAAGAGCUCGAGGUGCCAAGCUCACGUCACCCUGAGAGAGACGAGUGGCAUUCAUUUACUGUAGCUACAGUAACACAGACACACAUAUGUACGCAGUGCAUGCACAAACAUGCAUGUACACACACACACACACACACACACACACACACACAUACACACACAAACACAAACACACAACCACACACGCCUCCAAUUAGGGCAAUGGUAAACAUCCCUGUGUGGAUUAUUCCACUGUGACCUCGGUUUCAGUGGGCUGAUACGGGUCACAGACAAGAGACACACUCCUUGUUCUCUCUCUCACACACUGCUGUGUGUUCCCUCUGUUUCUAUCUCUCUGUCAUCAAUGUAUCUCUCACUCCCUCGCUCAUUCACAUGCAAGGUCAUGGUAUCGCAGCGAGACCACAGCUGCCGUCUGACUAUAAUAAUAAACAGCAGACAUUUAAUAACAUUGACAUGAUCUCCCUAUCUCUCCCUUACGUCACUCUCUCACCUACCUCAACCUUUCUCUCUCUCCCACCUCCAUAUAUCUCUCCCGCUCUCUCAGCUCCCUCUAUCUAUCUCUAUCUAUAUCUUUCUCUCUCUCUGCCCAAUCUAUCUUUUUCUCUCGAACCUCCCUCUAUCUUUCUCUCUCUCUGCCCAAUCUAUCUUUUUCUGCCCAAUCUAUCUUUUUCUCUCGAACCUCCCUCUAUCUUUCUCUCUCUCUGCCCAAUCUAUCUUUUUCUCUCGAACCUCCCUCUAUCUUUAUCUCUUACUUCCCUCUCUCUUUCUCUCUUUCACCUCCCUCCAUCUUUCUCUCUAUAUCUCACCUCCCUCUAUGUUCCUCCCUCUCUCCUCCCUCCAUCUUUCUCUCUCUCACUUCCCUCUAUCUCACUAUCUCUUUCUCUCUCUGCCCCAUAUAUCUUUCUCUCUCUCACCUCCCUCUAUCAUUCACUAUCUCUCACCUCCCUCUAUCCUUCACUAUCUCUCACCUCCCUCUAUCUUUCUCUCUCUCUCUCACCUCCCUCCAUCUUUCUCUUUCACCGUACCAUCUAUCUUUCUCUCUCUCACCUCCACCAAUCUUUCUCUCUCUAUCUUUCUCCCUGUCUCCUCCCUCCAUCUUUCUCCCUCUCCCCCUCUCCACCUUUCUCUCGCUCUGACCUCCCUCCAUCUUUCUCUCAUUCACCUCCCUCUAUCGUUCUCUCUUUUACCUCCCUCUAUUUUCUGUCUCGAACGUCCCUCUAUCUUUAUCUCUUACUUCCCUCUCUCUUUCACCUCCCUCUAUAUUUCUCCCUCUCUCCAUCUUUCUCUCUCUCACCUCCCUCUAUCUUUCUUUCUUUCUUUCGCUCUCCUCCCUCUAUAUUUCUCUCUCUCUCUCCUCCCUCUAUUUUCUCUCUCUCACCUCCCUCUAUCUUUCUCUCUCUGCCCUCUAUAUUUCUCUCUCUCUGUCCCAUCUAUCUAUCUUUCUCUCACUUACCUCCCUCUAUCUUUCUCUCUCCUCCCUCUAUCUUUCUCUCUCUUCUCCCUUUAUCUUUCUCUCUCCUCCCUCUAUCUUUCUCUCUUUCUGCUCCCGCCAUCUUUCUCUCUCUCUUUCCUCCCUCUAUCUUUCUCUAUCUCACUUCCCUCUAUCUUUCUCUCACCUCCCUCUAUCUUUCUCCCUCACUCCUUCCUCCAUCUUUCUCCCUCUGUACUCCCUCCAUCUUUCUCUCUCUCCUCCCCAUCUGUAUUUCUCUCUCUCACUUCUCUCCAUAUUUCUCUAUCUCUCACCUCCCUCUAUCUUUCUCAAAUCAAAUCAAAUUAUAUUUGUCACAUACACAUGGUUAGCAGAUGUUAAUGCGAGUGUAGCGAAAUGCUUGUGCUUCUAGUUCCAACCAUGCAGUAAUAUCUAACAAGUAAUCUAACAAUUUCACAACAACUACCUUAUACACACAAGUGUAAAGGAAUGAAUAAGAAUAUGUACAUAAAGAUAUAUAUGGAUGAGCGAUGGCCGAACGGCAUAGGCAAGAUGGUAUAGAGUACAGUAUGUGCAUAUGAGAUGAGUACUGUAGGGUAUGUAAACAUUAUAUAAAGUGGCAUAGUUUAAAGUGACUAGUGAUACAUUUAUUACAUCCAAUUUUUCAUUAUUAAAGUGACUAGAGAUUUGAGUCAGUAUGUUGUCAGCAGCCACUCAAUGUUAGUGAUGGCUGUUUAACAGUCUGAUGGCCAUGAGAUAGAAGCUGUUUUUCAGUCUCUCGGUCCCAGCGUUGAUGCACCUGUACUGACCUCGCCUUCUGGAUGAUAACGGGGUGAACAGGCAGUGGCUCGGGUGGUUGUUGUCCUUGAUGAUCUUUUUGGCCUUCCUGUGACAUCGGGUGGUGUAGGUGUCCUGGUGGGCAGGUAGUUUGCCCCCGGUGAUGCAUUGUGCAAACCUCACUAACCUCUGGAGAGCCAUACGAUUGUGGGCGGAGCAGUUGCCGUACCAGGCGGUGAUACAGCCCGACAGGAUGCUCUCGAUUGUGCAUCUGUAAAAGUUUGUGAGUGUUUUUGGUGACAAGCCAAAUUUCUUCAGCCUCCUGUAUUCAGCCUCCUGAAUUUCACCACGCUGUCUGUGUGGGUGGACCAUUUCAGUUGUGAUAUGUACGCUAAGGAACUUAAAACUUUCCACCUUCUCCACUACUGUCCCGUCGAUGUGAAUAGGGGGGUACUCCCUCUGCUGUUUCCUGAAGUCCACGAUCAUCUCCUUUGUUUUGUUGACAUUGAGUGUGAGUUUUUUUUCCUGACACCACACUCCGAGGGCCCUCACCUCCUCCCUGUAGGCUGUCUCGUCGUUGUUGGUAAUCAAGCCUACCACUGUAGUGUCGUCUGCAAACUUGAUGAUCGAGUUGGAUGCGUGCAUGGCCACGCAGUCAUGGGUGAACAGGGAGUACAGGAGAGGGCUGAGAACGCACCCUUGUGGGGCCCCAGUGUUGAGGAUCAGCGGGGUGGAGAUGUUGUUUCCUACCCUCACCACCAGGGGGCGGCCCGUCAGGAAGUCCAGGACCGGGCGGGGUUGAGACCCAGGAUCCUGAGCUUAAUGACGAGUUUGGAGGGUACUAUGGUGUUAAAUGCUGAGCUGUAGUCGAUGAAUAGCAUUCUCACAUAGGUAUUCCUCUUGUCCAGAUGGGUUAGGACAGUGUGCAGUGUGGUUGCGAUUGCCUCGUCUGUAGACCUAUUGCGGCGGUAAGCAAAUUGUAGUGGGUCUAGGGUGUCAGGUAGGGUGGAGGUGAUAUGAUCCUUGACUGGUCUCUCAAAGCACUUCAUGAUGACGGAGGUGAGUGCUAGGCAUUUCGCUCAGUUAAUUUAGCUUUCUUGGGAACUGGAACAAUGGUGACCCUCUUGAAGCAUGUGGGAACAGCAGACUGGGAUAAGGAUUGUUUGAAUAUGUCCGUAAACACACCAGCCAGCUGGUCUGCGCAUGAUCUGAGGACACGGCUGGGGAUGCCGUCUGGGCCGGCAGCCUUGCGAGGUUUAACACGUUUAAAUGCUUUACUCACGUUCGCUGCGGUGAAGGAGAAGCGAGCAAAGAAGUUGUUUAGUUUGUCUGGGAGUAGGACAUCGUGGUCCGCGAUGGGGCUGGUUUUCUUUUUGUUGUCCAUGAUUGACUGUAGACCCUGCCACAUACCUCUCGUGUCUAAGCCGUUGAAUUGAGACUCUACUUUGUCUCUAUACUGACGCUUAGCUUGUUUGAUUGCCUUGCGGAGAGAAUAGCUACACUGUUAGUAUUCGGUCAUGUUUCCGGUUGCCUUGCCCUGAUUAAAAGCAGUGGUUCGCGCUUUCUAUCUUUCACCUCCCUCUAUCUUUCUCUCUCUCUCCUCCCUCUAUCCUUCUCUCUAUAUGUCUCUCUCUUCUCCCUCUCUCUAUCUUUCUUUCUCUCACCUCCCUCUAUCUUUCUCUCUCUCCUGCCAACACCUUUCUCUCUCACACUUCCCUCUAUCUCCCUCUCUCCAUCAUCUCCCUCUAUCAUUCUCUCUCUCUUUCCUCACUCCAUCUUUCUCUCUCUCACCUCUCCCUAAUUCUUCUCCUUUCACUCCUCUCUUUCUAUAUUGCUCUCUCUCCUCUGUCUUGCUCCUCAUUGUUCUUCCAGGUGUCUGUUUGCUGACUAGAACUGUCAGAAAUGUAACACAUUGUUUAACAUGGGUGUCAGUUUCCACAUGGAAAUGAAAGAAAGCAAGUUAGACGUCAUAGAGAGGGAAGUAGCAUGCAUGGAUGCACGCGCACACACACACACACACACACACACACACACACACACACACACACACACGUGCGCACACACACGCACACACACAGCUGAGGGAAAUGGAGGCAGGAUAUAUGGUGUCAGGGAGUGUAUCAUUGUGUCCCAUUCUGCUCAGACCAUUAUACCUGCUGCUGUAGUGUAAACCUCCCUAAGGAAGCCCAUUGUUUCAGAACACUUGUCGAGAGUCAUUAAAAAACUGCUCCUAUUCAGUAGGGAGAGGAAGGCAGACAAAGAGGAGAUACAGUACUUUAGGGAACAGUCCUGAGUGGCCUGUUAAAGUCUAUAGUCAGGUAUUUGACCUGUCGUAAUGAAUUGUAUCAGUGCUCCAUUAAGGUACUCUUUAUAAUGCAGGCUGUAUCACCACCGGCCGUGAUUGAGAGUCCCAUAGGGCGGCGCACAAAUGGCCCAGCGUCGUCCAGGUUUGGCCGGGGUAGGCCGUCAUUGAAGUGUCACUCAAUUCUCUAACCAACACCAUUCACCCUCUACCCCCAUUGGCCCAACCCAAAAUAAGGAUAUUUAUUGAUAUUGGGCCAUCCCCAAACACUAUAUUCCUGGUGUAUUUUAACACUAGGAAUAGGAUUGCUAAUGUGUUGGGGUUAGAGGUUGACAAGGACACAACGACCCAGUCUGGGGUCAGCUCUCAUCACCAUGGCAAUAAUUCAGGAGAAUUCUGGACGGUCAUUAAGAUGACAUCUAUUAGACAUGACAGAUGCAAUUGAACUAUUAAUAAAUUGUGUCAAGUGUGAUGUUCAUAGGACUAAUUGACCUCUGGGCAGCUUAUUAGAGAUAGUUUUCUCUCAAAGAAAAAAAUGAAUAAUAAUUAUCUAGAUUUCUUACAAAGAUGAAAUGUUAAGGUGCAAGAAAGAGUUUUCCUUUCACGCCCAUUUAUUAUCUGAAUCAUUUUACGUUGUUCUACUCAGUAUUUAUGUUCAUGUUCAUGUAUAAUGUUCAUGUAUAAUGUUUAUUAUUGACUACACUCUGCAAUGCAAAAAUAAUAUUGUUCAUUCACUAAGUUUAUACGUUAAUCAUUGAUUUAGACCAGUGGUCACCAAACUACGGCCCGCGGGCCGGAUACGGCCCGUCAGCACAUUUGGCCCGGCCCUCUGAACAAUACCAGAGACGCUAUCGAAUUUUUUUCCUAUUUGGCCUCCAGAAAAAAAAUCCUAGGCCCGGCCCUGUCAAAGAGAGAACGGAAUAAUGGCGAAAAGGUUAGGUAAGAGAAAAAUUGAUUCAGAAUGCAGGGUAUUUAACCUGCAGUGGACAAA